This is a messenger RNA of Arachis ipaensis, 504 nucleotides long. The record is from RefSeq and is a predicted model, not a curated record. NCBI's taxonomy places the organism in Eukaryota, Viridiplantae, Streptophyta, Magnoliopsida, Fabales, Fabaceae.
AUGCCCUAUGGGCAUAUAGAACGGCUGUCAAAACCCCCAUUGGCAUGUCACCUUACCAGCUUGUUUAUGGAAAAUCUUGUCACCUGCCCGUUAAAUUGGAACAUAAAGCAUAUUGGGACCAAGUUCCUGAAUUUUCAUGCUAAAGCUGUGGGAGAGAAGAGGUUGCUUCAGCUUAAUGAACUUGAUGAGUUUAAAGUUGAAGCUUAUGAGAAUGCUAAACUCUACAAGGAGAAAACAAAGAGGUGGCAUGAUAAGAGGAUCUCAGUAAGAACCUUUGAACAUGGCCAAAGAGUCGUUCUAUUUAAUUCAAGACUCAAGCUUUUCCCAAGAAAGCUCAAAUCUAGAUGGUCUGGACCGUUGACUAUCACCACAGUCUCUUCCUAUGGUCACCUUGAAAUCAUGGAAGAAAAUUCCGAGAGAACAUUCACUGUCAAUAGACAAAGGUUGAAGCAUUACUUUGGAGGUGAGAUUGAUCACCAAAGAAUAGUUCACUGCCUCACUUAA